This is a messenger RNA of Amoebophrya sp. A25, 2329 nucleotides long. Lineage: Eukaryota; Dinophyceae; Syndiniales; Amoebophryaceae. The record is from the annotation of a GenBank genome assembly.
GUUGCUCGAAUCAGGUCGAAGAUAUUAAGAAUUAUGGAACCAGCAUAGGUCACCUCAGAGAAGCACAUCUUGUUCGGAACCUAGCAUAGGUCACCUCACCAAGCACAUCUUGUUCAGAACCCAUAGCCAUAGGCCACCUCACCAAGCACAUCUUGUUCAGAACCUAGCAUAGGUCACCUCACUACAUCACCAGAAACGAUUUGUAGCAGGACGCAAGAGGGAUCACCAAGAUGACUAAAUGUGCAUCUCCUUCUACUUCGCCUGCAACCGGUGGACAUCAAGAACAAGUGGCACCUAGAAGUACUUCAUCGCUCAACAAUAAAGCCUCCAUCUCCAACAAGAAGGUUGCGCCGCGAUCUGAAAUUCCUGCCCUUCACAUAGUUUCGGCUACAGCUACGCAACAACAAAAUGCAAUCGCGGCUACAGCUACGCAACAACAAAGAGGUGCUGGAAAAGCUAAUCGCGGGGGAUCGCAAGGACAAGAAGGUGGAGGCUCGACGACGAUAGUAUCGAAAAACAAGACGAAACUUCAUGGUAGCAGAGCGGCUGAGGGAGAAUUGCAGCCCUUGCUCUUCUUGAAGCAGAAUCUUUACUCGGAGGUACAGUUUGAUUCUACUGCUAUUCCUUAUCUUAUGAACAAAGAAUGUUGAGUAUUCUUAAGAUUUUUAGUAGAUUGAAGAUUGAUAAAAUUAAAAACAUUUUUACCAGCAGGUCUGCUGUUCAAGAGUAUGAUGAUCGUUCUUCUUCAAGUUUGAUUACACGGAAAAAUGCCAUGCAAUCGCCCUCUUCGCUUUCAGGCUGCUUUCGAUGACCUCAACGACGAUGGCGCUGCGCCGCCACAAACACCUGGCUCAUCCGACAGUGAUCGCGUUGACUGCGAUAUCGAUGAGAAUCAAAACUUAGUUUUGAUCAAAAGUGCAAGGUACUGAGUACCUUCUUAAUAUUUAUUUAGACAGUACAAGUACAUUAUAAGCAUAGAUACGCAGAAAUAGAAAAAUAGAUGAAGAAUAGGUUUCAUCUAGCAAGCCGAGGGUUCGCUUCGCUUUACCGAUCAGAACAUGACCAGGCUCAUAUCCUACCCCCUCUCAAACCAGGAACAAUCGCCCGUCCUCGUCUGCGCUCGCAUUAUCACGGACUAUCGAUCAAAAAGUAUCAGACAUCCCGAAUCAUAUACGACCAUAUUUCCAAAAAGCCAUCGAUGCAGGCAUCCUUCAUCAAGAUGAUCUUGCUGCACCUCCUGUUGAUGUGGGAGUGGGGAAGAAGAGGUAACAAAAUGUGACUUCUUUAGGUAGUUGUGCAACUCGUACCCACCUUGACCUUGUACCACUUUCAUGCCAACGAUUUCAAGAAUCGAGAAGUUGAACUAAAUCUCAAAUGAAGCCAUCUUCAUCUAAAAACUGAAACAACUUCUACAAAAGGUAUCGCAAGAAGCGGGAUGACAUUGCUCCUGGAUCGGAAAAGAAAGAGACUAGGAGUCGUUCCUGGUGUGCUAAACCGCAACAUGAAGUCUCUCAAAUGUCAGGAGAAGGGGAAGAGACUGAAGGAGAAGUGUUUUUUUCCGUGUCAGAGGCAGAACCUGCUGCCGAUUGUGACAACAAAAACAGAGCAGGAGGACAACAUGAUCAAGGACCAGCUGGAAGGAGAAACAGUGUCCUUGUAGCCAAUCAUGUCGACAAGGGAACCAAUGGUACAUCAUCAACUACAACUGGUGGCAAAAACUACAACAAUAGUACUAUUACUACCAAGAUGAAAGCAGCUCCUGCAGGUGGUAAUCAUAGAGGACGUGCAGGUCGUGCUGGACCUGGAGGAGAGUAUCCUAGUACAACAGGUGCUGGAGGAGGAAGGAACGAAGCCGCUUCUUCUACGUCACAACAGCAUCAGAUGAAGCACAAUGUGAAACACGCAGACCUCGUUUUCGGCACUGGAGAACAAAGAUCAGGACAGCAGCUGCGAACAACGAGUCAAGAGUUGAAUCUGCGUAGUCGUAGUCUUGACGAGGAUUUUCUAAUUUACGACAACGUCAUGCCUCAGAACAUGCAUAGCCGGUCUAGCAUGUUAGAGGACUCGGUCAUGUCUUCAGUGUUCGUUUCCCGCGAACACGCCCUAGCAGGAGACGGCUUUUACGAUACUCGAUAUACGAAUGCGUCCUCAUCCGUUUCGCCGUUGUACAGAACUACGGAGAGUAUCUUUAGUGUCACGCAACAAUCUUCCUUCCAGGAGAAUGUACCUCUGUCCCUAGACCCGGAAGCAGUUUUCGCGGACCGCAGGAUGCCUUCUGUCUUCGCCACGGAACCAAUGAAUGCGGAGGCGGUAGCUCUGAGACAACGCU